UUUGCGACAAAAACAACCAAUGGUCCCUAUGUACGCCGGUGUAUAGGCGUGUUUUUAAGUGUGGGAGAAGUGACAGAGGACAAAACAUGGCAUUACGAUGUAUUCAGCUUGUCUCACCUAAGGGUGUUGGAUUUUUCGCUUUCCCAGGGGAGCUGAAAACUAAAUUGCAGCAUGUGGCCAGAAUACAUGCAAGUUCCCAAAGAAUGCUCCAGUAUGGAUGGUUGGCGUAUAUUUUGGGAGAAAGGACCACAACAAAAUUCAAGGAAAACAGCAAGAUCAUUACAGUGGAUGGAAACCUAGCUUCAGGCAAAGGAGAACUUGCAAGGAAAGUAGCUGAUAAACUUGGUAUGCGUUAUUAUCCAGAACCAGAUGUCUUCUACUGGGACAAGAGGAACGGUGAUGGGAUACUUCUGGAUUCCAAAUUCAAUGGAAGCUGCAGCCUGGAGAAAUUCUACACAGAUCCCAAAAGUCCUGAUGGGAACUCUUACCGUCUCCAGUCAUGGAUGUAUCAUGUUCGCUUAAUACAGUAUUCAGAUGCCAUGGAGAAUCUACUAAGUACGGGUCAGGGUGCAGUGCUGGAACGUUCUCCAUUUAGUGACUUUGUGUUCCUUGAAGCAAUGUACAAACAGGGCUACAUCCGAAAGCAGUGUGUGGAUUACUACAAUGAAAUUAAAGGGAUCAGCAUCUGUGAGUUUCUGCCUCCUCAUCUUGCCAUUUAUAUUGAUGUCCCUGCAUUAGAAGUACAGAAACGCCUGAAAGAGAAGGGGGAGCCUUAUGAGAAAAAUGUUCCUAUUGAAUACUUGAAGAACAUAGAAGAUUUUUACAAAAAAAGUUUUCUACCCCAGAUCAGUGAGACAAGUGAAGUUCUGGAAUACACUUCCGAACAAGCACAGGAUAUUGAUAAGGUUAUUGAAGACAUAGAAUAUUUAAGGUUUCAGAAGGGACCUUGGCUGGAACAAGAUGAUGUCACGUUCCAUCAUCAUAGACUACUAGCUGAGAACAAAGCGAGAGUGAUUAGCCUUACUGCAAUCCCAAAAUUCAUUCCAGAAAUUACUGUUGGUGCCCAUGAGUACGAUGAGACAUACUUUGAAUACAGAUCGUUACCUGGGAAGAAGUAUCGACCUGGAUAUAAUGCUGAAGGUGGAGAUAAAUGGAUUUGGCUAAAAUAAGAUGGAGGAAGUUUUUGUCAUUUCAGAACUUAAAAAAUUGUGGAAAUGCAUAAAAAUCCUGCAUGGUUAUCUCUGUCGUAGUUCAGGACUGAUUUUUAAAAAUGGUGUUAAGUAAAUUAUUUUUGCCAGCU
Protopterus annectens (West African lungfish) is the source of this 1300-nucleotide messenger RNA. It is a transcript of the gene NDUFA10, whose product is annotated as NADH:ubiquinone oxidoreductase subunit A10. The record is from RefSeq and is a predicted model, not a curated record. The transcript has 10 exons. Gene Ontology annotation, cellular component: cytoplasm. The coding region runs from base 87 to 1169 and encodes 360 amino acids. NCBI's taxonomy places the organism in Eukaryota, Metazoa, Chordata, Ceratodontiformes, Protopteridae. Gene Ontology annotation, biological process: mitochondrial electron transport, NADH to ubiquinone.